Molecule: messenger RNA, 2144 nt
Organism: Paramecium sonneborni
Lineage: Eukaryota; Ciliophora; Oligohymenophorea; Peniculida; Parameciidae
Source: the annotation of a GenBank genome assembly
AUGUAAGAACAAUAAAUUGUUGCAGGAAUGUGUUUAGAAGAUUAAAAACGAUUAGAUGAUUUAUUUAAUCAAGUAAUAUGUAAAGUGGAAAACAAUAAUAUGAAGUUUCAUGAGUUCUUGACUUUUUUAUUGGAAAGAGAAUUGAUAACUGCAAAGUUCAAUUUUAAUUUCUACUUUAAUCUAUAUUAAUAACACUUUGCCUUAGAAGAAAUAGUUUAAAGAGUUACACAAGCUCCAAAAAAAGGAGCAAAAGAACCUAUCAAUAUAAUAAAGGAUGAUACACCCAAAUUUAGUAGAACUAAGUUUUUGAGAUUGAUUGAUUCCCUAGGUAAAUCUCUUUAUUAAGGAUAAAAGAAAUAUUUAGAUUUCAUUAUGAAAGAUGUUUUCAUAGACAAUAAAAGAAAAACUUAAAUAAGAAUGAUAAUUCUUGAUGAUCCUAAUAGAAAAUUACUUCAUGAAUAGGUUGUUAAAACUAUUAUUGCAUAUGAAGAGGAUAUCCAAGCACUCUUCACUAUGUAUUUACCAGAAAAUUAUUAUAAAAAUGAACUCAUGUUAACUUGGAAAGAAAUUAAAUUAAUGAAUCUCAGAAUUCCAAUUUUCUCAUUUAUUCAAAUGCUUUAAGACAUGAAUAUUCAUCCUACUCAUUACAAUUAUGAAAACAUUGAAGAUGUAUGUAUGAGAAUUAUACCUGCAAUAACUCCAAAAGAAAACUAAUUUUAUUAAUCUAAUAGUAUUUAAUAAAUAUGUGAAAUGAUUAAUAGUGGAAGAUUUAAACCAUAACAUUAUUCUGGUGAUCCUAAAAUUUCAUAUUUGGAAUUUUAAUUCUUGAUUUGCAAAAUGGCUGCAGAAAUAGCAAAUAGAGAAACUUAACAAGAUUCAAAGAAGGAAAUUUCUCCAUUAAUCAUAAAAUUCUUUUAAAAAAUGAUCGAUUUGUAAAUAAAUGGGAAUAGAGUCCAUGAAGAGAAAUCAAAACAUUUAACUUUAAUAAAAAAAUAUUAUGAAAUAUUAGAUAAACCAGAUGAUUUUAUUUAAGAGCAAAUUAACACUUAAUCUGAAGAGUAGGAUAUGAAAUAAUAGAAUUAUUUGUUUCUCACUCGUAAACCAGAUCAAUUAGAUAUAAAAGAGAUUUGGUAAUUUUUUUAAUAGGACUUACCACAAUUCCCAGAAUUAAAAUCAUAGGUUGAUUUGGCUUAGGAUUUCAUAAAAUCAAUGAAAGAAAAAGAAAAAAGAGAAGAAUUAGCAAGAAAAUUAGAGGAAGAUAAGAAAAACAAGAAUAAACCUUAACCUAAAUAAUAAUUAAAAAAAGGAGAAUAACCAAUGAAAUAUUGUAUUGAUUAAUAAUAUAUAUAUUUUAGAAUGGGAACCAUUAGUAUAACCACCAAGAAUAUUUACAUAUCAAUAUUUUAUUGAUUUUGUAAAAAAAACUAAAUAAACUAAUCCACUUCGAGAUUUAAAUGAAUUAAGCACAUUAAGUAAUAUAACAGUUGCUCCAGUUAUGUUACCAGAAUGUCUUUAUCCACAUGAUCCUCCAUAAUAGGUUAGAACUAUGAUAGAAGCUUCAUUAAUGUCAUUUACAUAAUAAAAUUAUUUCUUAGCUAUGCAGAAUUUAAAUUAAGCAUAAGAAUUAUGGCAAUCUUUAACAGAAUUACAUGAUUCAGAAAUGGUGUUUUUUGAAUAUUUUGGUGGAUAGAUAUAUGAGAUAGCUGGAUAGGAUGAAGCUGCUUUAAAUAAAUUUCUUAGGGUUAAAUUUCAUACUGAUAAAUUAUAGGCAGAACAUCCAGAUAAAGCAUUGUAUAAAAUAUUAUUAUUUUAGACCUUAUUGUGGUAUUGGUUCAGUGUUAUAUCAUAUGUAGGAGUAUGAAUUAGCAGUUAGAGCAUUUAUGAAAGCAAGAAUCAUAAGAGAAAGUUCAAUAGGUGAUGAGAAUAUUGAGAAUGCCAUAACAUUUAACAAUUUAGGAUGUGCAUUACAUUAGAAUGGUAAUUUAUUUGCUGCUGAAAAUUGUUACAUAUUUGCUAUAACUAUAUUAGAAAUCCAUUUAGGUACAAUGAAUGCUAUGACAAUGAAUGUAAAUAUGAAUUUUAAUAAUUUAGGUAAAACGGAACCUGCAAAAGUUAAAAGCAAAUAAAUAUUGUAAAUAAUGAAA